AUAAAUAAUUGCGUGUCGUUUAUAUAAACGUAUACCAUCGCAUAUGGUUCACUUCACGCAGAUCAGAAACCCAUACCCCGACGAUCCCAUUCAUUCAUUUCUUUGUUUUUAAUUAAGUUUUUGCUUCAAUCGAUAGCAUGCCGGAUCAGGAUGCCAUAGUUCUCUACCCCUCUCCAGGCUGGGGUCACCUAAUCCCCAUGGUAGAGCUUGGGAAGCUCAUACUCCAACACCACCCUUCAUUUUCCAUCAUUGUCAUCGUCUACCACACUCAAAACAUGGCUACCCCUGCUUCCGCCGCCCAAUACGUGACUGCCAUCAACGCCACCUCCCCCUCCAUCACCUUCCACCACCUCCCACCCGUCUCCAACAUCCCCCCACCUUCUACUACUUCUUCCCCCGUAGAGAACAUGACCUUCUUACUCCCACUCCUCAACAACACUAAUCUUCACCAAGCCCUCCGAACCAUCUCCCAGACCUCCAACCUCAAAGCCUUUAUCAUUGAUUUCUUCUGCGAUGCUGCUUUCCAAGUGGCAGCAAACCUUUGCAUCCCCACAUACUAUUUCAUUACCUGUAGCGCACUCGCUUUAGUCUUGGCUCUAUGCAACCCCACCCACCAUAAAAGUAUGGAUAAAAGCUCGAAAGGUCUCGACCUCAUGCUCGUUGAUAUUACAGGUUUACCUUUAAUCCCAGCUUCAGACUUGCCGAGACUCGCUACAGAUCGUGGUUCUCAAGCGUAUCAGUUUUUCUUAAACAGCGGAAUCAACAUGGCCAGAGCAAAUGGACUCAUCGUAAACUCAUUCGAACAGCUCGAAAGAAAAGCUAUCAAGGCCAUAUCUGAUGGACUCUGUGUGGCAGAUGGAUCGACACCGCCAGUAUUCGGCAUUGGUCCUUUGAUAUCGUCAGGCAAAUAUCAAGGACCUGAGAAUGAACAGCAUGAUCAGUGUAUGAAUUGGCUAAACUCGCAACCGAGUCAGAGCGUUGUGUUUCUGUGCUUUGGAAGCAUGGGAUUGUUUUCGGCAGAACAGUUGAAAGAAAUAGCAGUAGGAUUAGAAAACAGUGGCCAAAGGUUCUUGUGGGUGGUGAGAAAUCCACCACCAGAUAACGACAAAGAACCAAAGUUGGAUGAAUUAUUACCGAAAGGUUUCUCGGAAAGGACCAAGGAUAGGGGUUUCGUGAUGAAACAAUGGGCUCCGCAGAUGGAGGUUCUGAGUCACGACUCAGUGGGCGGGUUCGUGACACACUGCGGGUGGAACUCAGUGCUUGAAGCGGUGUGCGGCGGGGUGCCGAUGAUUGGGUGGCCUCUAUUUGCGGAGCAAAGGAUGAACAGGGUGAUAAUGGUGAAGGAAUUGAAGGUGGCGUUGGCGGUGAACGAGUCGGAAAACGGGUGGGUGAGUGGGGAGGAGUUGGAGAAGCGGGUGAGGGAAUUAAUGGAGUCGGAGGAAGGGAAGGAGGUGAGAAAGAGGUCGUCGGCCAUGAGAGAUGCUGCUGCCAAAGCUAUGAGAAAGGGUGGGACCUCUCAUAAUGACUUUGAGAAGUUAGUUGCGCUGUUGCUUUCGUAAGACUAGUCGUCGUAAUAAAAGUUCACGUGACAUAUUUGUCCACGGCUGUUAUAGAUAUAAGCCGAAUUGAGCUUUUGGAUUAUCGAGUCGAAUCGGAUUCAAAUAAUUCAAGUGCGAGUUUAAGUUUAAGUUAAGAACUCGCCAAAUCAAACUGAAUUUGAGCGGAUCAAACACGAGUUUUCGAGUCGAGUCGAAUUAUUUAUUAAUAUAUUUUUAUAUUCAUUAACGAGCUUUAAUAGAAUCCAAUCGAGUUAAG
This is a messenger RNA of Juglans regia (Persian walnut), 1815 nucleotides long. Its product is annotated as anthocyanidin 5,3-O-glucosyltransferase-like. Bases 138 to 1559 code for a protein of 473 amino acids. Gene Ontology annotation, molecular function: UDP-glycosyltransferase activity. The transcript has a single exon. The record is from RefSeq and is a predicted model, not a curated record. NCBI's taxonomy places the organism in Eukaryota, Viridiplantae, Streptophyta, Magnoliopsida, Fagales, Juglandaceae.